Molecule: messenger RNA, 625 nt
Organism: Fusarium redolens
Lineage: Eukaryota; Fungi; Ascomycota; Sordariomycetes; Hypocreales; Nectriaceae
Exons: 1
Coding region: 189-383 (64 amino acids)
Source: RefSeq, a predicted model, not a curated record
CAGGCGCGGCGGAAGCGCCGUUGCGACCGUGGCCAACCUAUAACUUGCGUAUAGCUUAACGAGCGGCUAAACAAUCCCAAGUGCGCAAGGUCUUCCAACCCAAGGCUGGAGAGUUAUACCUUAUUUAUUGCAAAUAGUCUUAGUGCUGGCUUGCUAUACUCCUUCUUCUGCUUAUAGAUUUAAAGAGCAUGGGUAUCUUAGCGACUCUUAAAAGCUUAGGCCUCUCUUGUAAGGCGCCUAGCUAUAUUACCUAUAACAUUAACUCUAGAGAGUUCGAGUGGCAGGAUAAGUAUAGGGAUAGCAGAAAUCUUUUAUAUAAAUAUAAGUUCCCUAUUAUAUAUUUUUCUAGCUCUAAAUUCCUAGAAUAUAGCAUAAUAGGGUAAGUUCUGGCAAAAGACCUAUAGCUGUAAGAUAAAUCUAUAUUAUAGCUAUCUGCAGUCCUAUAUUGUGGUGUUGUAAGAGCUUUUAUAAAGAGGCAUACUUUACGUUAUAUCUUAAAAGACAAAGUAAGAGAUUUAGAUCCUUUAUUAAGUAUAAUGCCUAUUUGCUUAAGUUUAUUAUAGAUGGUGAUUAAUCCCUAACUGUAUAGGCAAACAGAACAAGAACCACAUAGUGGUAAUCCUAC